This is a messenger RNA of Cloeon dipterum, 2199 nucleotides long. It is a transcript of the gene ple, whose product is annotated as tyrosine hydroxylase ple. The coding region runs from base 167 to 1831 and encodes 554 amino acids. NCBI's taxonomy places the organism in Eukaryota, Metazoa, Arthropoda, Insecta, Ephemeroptera, Baetidae. The record is from RefSeq and is a predicted model, not a curated record. Gene Ontology annotation, molecular function: iron ion binding; tyrosine 3-monooxygenase activity. The transcript has 12 exons. Gene Ontology annotation, biological process: dopamine biosynthetic process from tyrosine. Gene Ontology annotation, cellular component: axon; perikaryon; cytoplasm.
CGGCCGGUGCUCGGCCUAGACUCUCCGUGUGUCACACAUUCAGUCAGUCGGGGGCGACUUGGAUAGACCUAAGAGAGACCCCCUCGCGGUUUGCUUAGGAUACCCCAAAGUCUGCAUUUCAUCUCGUUUGUAACAACAAAGACAACACCCUCAACUUCACACAACAAUGGCUCUCGCUGCCCAGAAGAACCGUGAGAUGUUCGCCAUCAAGAAGUCUUACAGCAUCGAGAAUGGCUACCCAGCCCGGAGGCGGUCGCUUGUUGACGACGCCCGAUUCGAAACUUUGGUCGUCAAGCAGACCAAGCAAUCCGUUCUGGAAGAAGCCCGCCAGCGUUCAAACGAUAGUGAAUGCAACCCCGACAUUCUGGAUUUCCAUCAAGAUGACAGUUCCCCGUACCUGGAGGAACCAUACACGGACAGCGAGCACGAGGCUGAUGAGUCCAACUUGGAGCAUAAGCCUCGCGCUGCUGAAAAUAACGAGGAGGAUAAAGACCAGUUCCUGACUGAAGAGGAAGCCCUCCUGGGCCAGGACAUCGAGCAGCGCGGCAAUGAGCUGCAGAACGCGUCCUUGCUGGCGUGCUUCCGCGACGGCAUCGGCGGACUGGCCCGCGUUCUCAAGACCGUCGAGAACUACAGCGGCGUCAUCAACCACGUCGAGUCGCGUCCUUCCAAGGACAACGGCGUCCAAUUCGACGUGCUCAUCCGCGUCGAGAUGACCCGCCAGAAUCUGCUGCUGCUGCUCCGCUCGCUGCGCCAGAGUGCCAGCCUCGCCGGCGUCACUCUGCUCCAGGAGGAGACCAACUCCGUCAGCGUCAAAGACCCCUGGUUCCCCCGCCAUGCCAGUGACCUGGACAACUGCAACCACCUGAUGACGAAAUAUGAGCCUGAACUUGACAUGAACCACCCCGGAUUUUCUGAUAAGGAGUACCGCGCUCGCCGCAAGAUGAUUGCCGAAAUCGCUUUCGCCUACAAAUACGGCCAACCCAUCCCCCACAUUGAGUACGUGCAGACUGAGAUCGACACCUGGAACGCCGUGUUCGGACAGGUGUGCGACCUGGCGCCCAAGCAUGCUUGCAAAGAGUACAAUAUCAUCUUCGAGAACCUGAAGAAGGAAGGAAUCUUCCGCGUUGGCGCCGUGCCUCAGCUGCAGGAGAUGAACGACUUCCUGAGGAGACACACCGGCUUCACCCUGCGUCCCGCCGCCGGCCUGCUGACCUCUCGCGAUUUCCUCGCCUCGCUGGCCUUCAGGGUGUUCCAGAGCACCCAGUACGUGCGCCACCGCACCUCGCCCUAUCACACCCCCGAGCCCGACUGCAUCCACGAGCUUCUGGGACACAUGCCCCUGCUCGCCGACGCCAGCUUCGCCCAGUUCAGCCAGGAGAUCGGACUCGCCUCGCUCGGCGCCUCCGAUAGCGAAAUUGAGAAGCUUUCGACGGUUUACUGGUUCACCGUCGAGUUCGGUCUGUGCAAGGAGAACAGCCAGGUGAAGGCGUACGGCGCCGGCCUGCUCUCAGCCUACGGAGAGCUGUUGCACGCCAUCAGCGACAAGCCGGAGCACAGGCCCUUCGAGCCCCAGCUCACCGCCAUCCAGCCCUACCAAGAUCAGGAGUACCAACCCAUCUACUACGUUGCUGAGAGCUUCGAGGACGCUAAGGAGAAGUUCAGGCGCUGGGUGAGUGACAUGUCGCGGCCCUUCGAGGUCAGGUUCAACCCCCACACCGAACGCGUCGAGGUGCUCGACUCGGUUGACAGACUCGACGCGCUCGUGUCCCAGAUGAACCUGGAAAUGCUGCACCUGACCAACGCCAUCAAGAAACUGAAGGCCCGCUAACCAAAUCGCCCCUCACCUCGCACCAUCUGCAACCAUGCAUCUCCACCACCACCACCCCCGCGUCACUCUUAAUUUUAUUUAAUAUCUCACUCGUCGCGUCGUCCUCCUUGUUAUUUUAUAAUAAUAUAUUAUAUAUGAAUGUGUAUUAUUUUUGUAGGCCUAAGUGUGAUUUUGACAAUUUUUUUGCUGUGUUACUCUCUGCUCGAUUGAGGCUGCUUCUCCAGCUCAGUCUCUCUUGGUCCUUUUUAAGUGAAAUAUUAUUUUAUCGAUGUUCUCACGUGAACCUCAAAUGACCACUGUGUAGAAACUGUCCGAAUUAGCGAGUAGCCUCCUCAAGUGGAAUAAACUCAAAGCAUCAACAGCAAAAA